Adineta steineri is the source of this 4041-nucleotide messenger RNA. Lineage: Eukaryota; Metazoa; Rotifera; Eurotatoria; Adinetida; Adinetidae. The record is from the annotation of a GenBank genome assembly.
AUAUGCGAUGGUCGAAUUGAUUGUCUUAAUGGUGGUGUUGAUGAAAUUCAAUGUUUCAAUUUAGAAAUAAAUGAAUGCAACGAAAAUGAAUAUCGAUGCCAUAAUGGAUUGUGUAUUCCAAAAAUGUUCAUGGAAAUGGAUUUUGAAGAAGCACAAUGUCUUGAUGGAUCGGAUAAUUCAGUUAACUCAUUCUGCCUAAGAUUUUAUUUCCAUUUGAAUCUGUUUGAAUGUCAAGAAUUUAUAUGUCGACCUGAUGAAGGCAAAUUUUCGUGUGGUGAUGGGCAAUGUGUAGAAGAUUUUAGUCGAUGUAAAAAUAAUCGCCAUCUUGCUUUGGCUCAAUCGGUUAGUGUUCAAGGAAACUUAUUAUACGAAUGUUGGAUAAGCAUGGUUUGUCUUACGAAAAUAAUGGACAAAAUUGAGAAUAUAUCAUGUGAUGAAUUCAUUCAAUCUUCUGAGAUUAUCGAACAAUUAAAAAGUUGUAAGUUCCCUCUUCAAUUUCCGGUUAUUCCUGUACUCUAUGGUCAUGUAACAUUUUUAUAUCAUCCAAAACAGAUUGACAAUAUUAAUGUUACAUUAUCUCUUAAACCUGAUUAUAUAUGUUAUGAUGAACAAUUGUGCGAUUUUCUCACGCCUACAUUUCGUCAUGGAUCUUUGACAUGUCGCUCUGGUGAUCAAAUGAACCUUACGAUGAACACUGAAUUGACUACUUGGAAAUCAAUUAUCGAUUCAAUUAAACCAUAUUUUGAUGGUUGUAUUACUCAACAUUAUCAUAUCGUCGAUGCUCAUCGUUCAUCAUUAUAUCAUUGUAAAAAUUCCUCGAAAUAUAUUUCUAAACAUCGAAUUCUUGACGGUAUAUCAGAUUGUGUCUUAAAAGAUGAUGAGCAAGCAUUAUCUGAAUUAAGUUGUUCAUUAAAUCAAACCUCUCAAUUUCAAUGUCCAAACGAGAAACAGUGUCGAUCACGCUUUUUCCCAACAAGUAUCUGUUCUUUUCCGAUACAGAUAAGUCAUGAUGAUAUUCCAUUUUAUAAAAUAUGUGAUCGAAUCAUGGAUUUAUCUACGAUGCUGAUUGAUGGAAGAAAUCAUUCGGAUGAAACUGAUUGCGAAUACUGGCAGUGCAAUAAUAUCUACACACGAUGUGAUGGUUUUCGAAACUGUCUUAAUGGAGAGGAUGAAGAAAAUUGUAGACAACCCAUUGAUAUAGAACAUAUUCUUUUCUGUAUUUCAGCACAUAAUUAUACAAUGAAGUGUCUACCAGCUGAUCAAGUUAGGGGUGGAGCUGUUGAUUGUUUUAGAGCAUCGUUCGAUGAUUUUAAAUACCUUAUUGUGCCUAAUAUCACCUUUCAAAUGUACAAAUUCCGUUGUUGGAAUGACACAGAAUGUAUAGAAGACGAAAAUCUUUGUAAUGCAAAUGAAAAUUGUCCUAGCUAUGAUAAUGAGCCACUUUGCCCUAAUCGUUUACAAUUAUGUUAUGGCUCUGAUUCUGAUACGCUUAUCAAUAUGCAAGACGUUUCUUGUCAAGUCAUUAAUAAACCUUUUCCUUUGUUUUCAUUGGAAACUGCAUUAGAUUAUCCAUCAUUAUAUACUAUUCAGAAUAAAUCCAUUAAAAAUCAGAUUCAUGACAAAAAGAUAACUUCAUCGCCGGUUAAGAGUAUUACACAGUCUGAGAUCUGUAAUUAUGGUUUAUAUGUUUACCAUCGGUUUGGAAUCGAUAACUAUAGCAGUAUAUGUUUUUGUCCACCAAAUUAUUAUGGUGAUCGAUGUCAAUAUCAAAAUCAACGUGUCAGUCUAACCCUAACAUUGGCAACUGUUAGACAGCCAAUUAUUUAUGCUAUUGUUGUUACGUUGAUAGAAGAUGACAACGAUCGACAAGAAAUUCAUUCGUAUCAUCAAUUCACUUAUGAACCACUAAAGUAUUGCGGUAAAUCUGUGAAUCUCUAUCUGUUAUAUUCGAAGCGCGGAAAGAAUAAUUCAAAAAACUAUAAUAUCCGUAUCGAUGCAUUCAAUAAAGAUUCAUUGAAAUAUCUAAUAAGUUGGCAUUUAACGAUUUCAUUCGUCUUUUUACCAGUCAAUCGGAUAAGUGCGUUUUUAACUCUUCCGAUUUCUCGAACAUUCAAUACUAAACGCUGUGCUCUUCAAUGUUAUAAAGGUACCUGUAUGAAAUAUCAUAAUGAAGAACGAUUCUUCUGUCAAUGUUAUUCAGGUUGGUCCGGUGCACAAUGUCACAUUCCAAUAGAUUGCAGUAUGUGUGUAUCAAAUUCGAUUUGUACUGGUUCGAUUCAAAAUCGAUCAAUCUGUGUUUGUCCUCACGGAAAAUUUGGUUCUUCUUGUCGUCUUCAACUAGUAUGUCCAAUAGGAGUCUGCAAAAAUAAUGGUCGUUGUGUAGUAAUCGAUGAGAGAAUGAUUGAUAAAAGUUAUGUGUGCUUUUGUUCUGAGCAAUUUUUCGGGACAAGAUGCGAAAGUGUUAAACAUAGAAUAGAUAUUUCCCUUACAAAUAUCGAAACUCCAUUGUAUUUACUCGUCUAUAUUUAUACUGAGAUUAGUUUCGAACGAUCACCACCAAAAUUUGUUAUACUCAGAAAAAUGACUAUGUUUCAAAGUAGUAUCACCUUGUACUCUCAAGCACAGUUCCGAAUGGUUAUUGCCAAGAUUGAUAAUCGUUAUUAUUUGGCUGUACUUCGAAAAUUUGUAUCAUCCAACAUAGUAACCUCCAUCAGUCCCGCCCAAAAAUGUGUUCCAAUUCAUGAGCUUUUGAAUGAUAAAUUACUUUCGAUGCCACGAAUUCAACGAUUGAAAAGCUAUCAUAUUCCAUGUCAACGUGAUUCUAAUCUACAAUGUUUUGUCGAUGAAUUCUACAUGUGUUUGUGUACGGAAGAACGAGAUAGUAACUGUUUUCCAUUAGAACACCAACGGAUCUUUGCCUGUGAAGAUGAUGUUUAUUGUGAAAAUGGUGGAACAUGUUUACAAGAUCGACGUAUAUGUUCUAAUAACAUUCUAUGUAUAUGUUCUGAUUGUUUCUUUGGUAAUCGAUGUCAAUUUUAUGCCAAAGGCAUUGGACUGACAUUAGACGAUUUAUUACGUUAUGAAAUUCGACCUAAUAAUACAUUAAAUGAUCAAUCAUUGAUUAUUAAGCUAAGUGCUACUGCUAUAAUGAUUAUUUUUCUAAUUGGUACUGUAAAUGGUUUUCUUAGUUAUCUAGUCUUUCAUAAUCCAAAUUCUCGUAGAGUAGGUUCUGGAAUAUAUCUUCGAUUAUCAUCAAUCAUUUCUAUUCUGGUUGUCAGUAUGUUAAUCAUCAAAUUUUGGUUUGUAACAUAUACAUAUAUAAAUCAAUCGAUCAAUCGUAAUAUUCAUCAAAUCGGAUGUAUACUAUUCGAACCUCUACUUAGAUUUUUCUUAUAUAUGAGUAACUGGCUGAAUACUUGUGUAGGUAUUGAAAGAGCCAUAGCAGUUUUCAAAGGAAUUAAUUUUAACAAGAAACAAAGUAGACGUAUUGCACGACGGACACUUUGUAUUUUACCAUUCUUUAUUUUGGGUUCGAUGAGUUAUGAACUUAUUCAACGCGAUUUACUCGAUGAUCACGAAGAACACCGUGUUUGGUGUGUAAUUCGUUAUUCUGAAUCAGUUCAAAUAUAUACUACCGUCGUACAAUAUUUUCAUUUUGUCGCACCAUUUUCUGCUAAUCUAUUUGCGACUCUUUUCAUCAUACUGAAGUUAACUCGUCAACAAGCGAUCCUUCGAACUCAUAUUAGCUAUCAACAACAAUUACUUAAUAAAUUCAAUGAGCACAAACACCUUGUUAUUAGUCCUAUUGUACUAGUCAUUUUAUUAUCACCUCGUUUUCUUAUUUCACUAUCAUCAGGAUGUGUUAAAGCAUCUCGAAGUCCCUGGUUGUAUCUAUUCGGUUAUUUUAUUUCUUUUAUUCCAUCGUCUUUUAUCUUUAUAAUAUUCGUUUUACCAUCGACUUUCUACAAGAAACAAUUCAAAAAAACAAUUAAUACUUGGUGGCAACGAUUUAUCAGAGCUAUUAGAGUUUGGAACCCAUGA